Phyllostomus hastatus (greater spear-nosed bat) is the source of this 1863-nucleotide messenger RNA. RefSeq names its product nucleobindin-2. Lineage: Eukaryota; Metazoa; Chordata; Mammalia; Chiroptera; Phyllostomidae. The transcript has 16 exons. Bases 490 to 1752 code for a protein of 420 amino acids. The record is from RefSeq and is a predicted model, not a curated record. Gene Ontology annotation, cellular component: endoplasmic reticulum-Golgi intermediate compartment; extracellular exosome. Gene Ontology annotation, molecular function: calcium ion binding.
GCAAGGGUACUAAGCUGAGCUGAGAAUUGGGAGCUGGCUAGACAGGUCUGUGUGCAGCAGGCCCUGCGGACUUUCGGCGGGCGGAACCUCACGCGUCGAGACUGGGGCUCAGGAAGGCCGGUGACCUCGAGAGUUUAAGAAACGGAAAGAGCUCAUCUAUUUGCAACUGCUAAGUGGUAACUCAGUGAGCAAUUGUGGUUAUUGUGGCUGGUGCUGCCCACUAAACCCCUACAUUGGAUAAUGUACGUUUUACACAACUGAUUAAAAUAAUAUCUAAAUUGCUUUCAACUUUUUGAGGAUCCUUUGGAUGACUUAGGUGUGUAUAAUACCCUUAACCCAUUGAGAGUCCAGUUUUUAGUGAAAAAGCAUUGAGCUCAGAGCCAAGACCUACCUCCUUAUCAAUUUGAUAUUGUGCAAGUCAUCUUACCUCUCUGGAUCUCAGCUGCCUCAUCUGUAAAAAGAAGAUAAAAAAUUUUAACCUAUCUGAAGAUGAGGUGGAGGACUGUGCUACUGCGGCAUUGUUUUCUCUUGGUUACGUGUCUACUCACUGCUCUCGAAGCUGUGCCUAUCGACAUAGACAAGACAAAAGUAAAAAAUCCUCACCCUGUGGAUAGUGCAAAGAUAGAUCCACCAGACACUGGACUUUAUUAUGAUGAAUAUCUCAAGCAAGUGAUUGAUGUGUUGGAAACAGAUAAUCAUUUCAGAGAAAAGCUCCAGAAAGCAGACAUAGAGGAAAUAAAGAGUGGGAGGCUAAGCAAAGAGCUGGAUUUAGUAAGUCACCAUGUGAGGACAAAACUUGAUGAACUGAAAAGGCAAGAAGUUGGAAGGCUAAGAAUGCUAAUUAAAGCUAAAUUAGAUUCCCAUCACGACACAGGCAUAGACCACCAUGCUCUGCUGAAGCAGUUCGAGCACCUGAACCACCUGAAUCCUGACAAGUUUGAAUCUACAGACUUAGAUAUGCUGAUCAAAGCAGCUACUAGUGAUCUGGAACAUUAUGAUAAGACUCGACAUGAAGAAUUUAAAAAAUAUGAAAUGAUGAAGGAACAUGAAAGGAGAGAAUAUUUAAAAACGCUGAAUGAAGAAAAGAGAAAAGAAGAAGAAUCCAAAUUUGAAGAAAUGAAGAAAAAGCAUGAAAAUCAUCCUAAAGUUAAUCAUCCAGGCAGCAAAGACCAGCUGAAAGAGGUGUGGGAGCAGACCGACGGCCUGGACCCCAACGACUUCAACCCCAAGACGUUUUUCAAAUUACACGAUGUCAAUAAUGAUGGCUUCCUCGAUGAACAAGAAUUAGAAGCCCUAUUUACCAAGGAGUUGGAGAAAGUAUAUGACCCCAAAAAUGAAGAGGAUGAUAUGGUAGAAAUGGAGGAAGAAAGGCUUAGAAUGAGGGAACAUGUAAUGAAUGAGGUUGAUUCAAACAAAGACCGAUUGGUGACUCUAGAAGAGUUUUUGAAAGCUACAGAGAAAAAGGAAUUCUUGGAGCCAGAUAGCUGGGAGACAUUAGAUCAGCAACAGUUCUUCACAGAGGAAGAACUGAAAGAAUAUGAAAGUCUAAUCUCCUUACAAGAAAACGAACUCAAGAAAAAAGCAGAUGAGCUUCAGAAACAGAGAGAAGAGCUACAGCGCCAGCAUGACCAGCUGGAGGCGCAGAAGAUGGAGUACCAUCAGGUUGUACAGCAGAUGGAACAAAAAAAAUUACAACAAGAAAUUUCUCCAUCAGGGCCUGGUGGACACUCUCAGUUCGAGCCACUCAUUUAAUGUCCGAGGUCGUCACUCACCAGAACUUGGAAGAAAACUAUAACAUCAACAUCUGUGUCAUCUUCUUACCUCCCUUCCUCUUUCUCUACUCAAUAAAUAUUUUAAAGCAUA